Apus apus (common swift) is the source of this 2779-nucleotide messenger RNA. RefSeq names its product integral membrane protein 2C (gene ITM2C). The transcript is spliced from 6 exons. NCBI's taxonomy places the organism in Eukaryota, Metazoa, Chordata, Aves, Apodiformes, Apodidae. Gene Ontology annotation, cellular component: Golgi apparatus; plasma membrane; extracellular exosome. Gene Ontology annotation, molecular function: amyloid-beta binding. Bases 1 to 786 code for a protein of 261 amino acids. Gene Ontology annotation, biological process: negative regulation of amyloid precursor protein biosynthetic process. The record is from RefSeq and is a predicted model, not a curated record.
AUGGUGAAGAUCGGGGUCCAGCAGCCGCCGGCGGCUCUGAAGGCGGAGAAGGAGCAGGCGGGGGCCGAUGGGGCGGGGGUCGCUGUGCCGCUGCCUGCGGGCACCGAGGAGCCAGGAGCCGUGGUGCCAGGACGGAGGUCAUCGCUCAGCCGGGUCUGCUACCUGACCAUGGGCCUGCUCGUCCUGCUCCUGGGCCUGGUCUUUGCAUCCAUGUAUGUGUACAGAUACUUCUUCAUCACCCAGCUGCCCCACGAGCGCGUGUUUCCCUGCCGUGUCCUGUACGAAGACUCGCUGUACUCGCCGUUCAAAGGGCAGCUGGAGUUGCACGAAGAUGUCAAGAUUUACCUGGAGGAGAACUAUGAGCAAAUCAAUGUCCCAGUGCCCCAGUUUGGAGGGAGUGACCCAGCAGAUAUCAUCCACGAUUUCCAGCGAGGUUUGACUGCUUAUCAUGACAUAACUCUGGAUAAGUGCUACGUCAUCGAGCUGAACACCACUAUUGUGAUGCCUCCUCGCAACCUGUGGGAGCUGCUGGUUAACGUGAAGAAAGGGACAUACCUGCCUCAGACAUAUAUAAUUCAGGAGGAGAUGAUUGCGACCGAGCACGUCAGUGACAUGGAGCAGCUCGGCUCCUUCAUCUACCGCCUCUGCAGCGGCAAGGAGACCUACAGGCUGAAGCGGAGGAGCGCGAGGAGACGUAUCAGUCGACGCGAGGCUGGAAACUGUCGUCGUAUUCGUCACUUGGAAAACACUUUUGUGGUCGAAACUGUUAUCUGCACAAAGUCAUGAAGCCACUCUCCUGAUGCAACCUUCCUUGGCUUUGCUUGCACACACAUGCUCUCAGCCCUCUCUUUAGACAUGGUAAUCUGUCUUACUUUUUUUUACUCCCUGCCCUGCUUGUGCAGCUCUAACCUCUUGGGUCUGUUGUGGCCUCACAGUGGAUUCUCUCCUCUCCCUGCUACCUACCUGAGACAUUUUCUGGGCUUAAAUUUACACAGUGGUCAAAGAUAACGUGGGAGUAGAUGCAGCUUCUUCCACACCACCAGAUGGGAAUCUCUUUUAGAAGCAGUUUUGGGGUAGAAGGGAUGGCUGAGAAAUAGGAGUGCUGGGAAACAGGUGCUCUUCUGCUGGCUGAGCCAUUUCAGGCUGGUGCAGUGCUUUGAGGCUGCCUUGACACCACAACAGGAGGUGUAUGUCCAAGGGGAGGGUUACCAUUUUGAUGCUGUUGUAAUGACCAGAAAUAUGUAACCAGAUGCAGUUAGGAAAAGAACAUUUGUGAGGCUAUGGACAGACUGAUUCAGAAAGCUCAGCAGAGGAGGGGGGGUUUCUGCCCAAACCAUACUGUGGUUGUCCCAGCUUGCUUUCUGCUGUCCCCAUGAAGAUGAGAUUUCUGUGUUGUUUUUAUACUGGCUCCCAGACUCACCUCUCACCACGUCUUCUCAACACAGUGGGGCUCAGUGUGACCCACGGAGCAGUGCAGGGUCUCCUAGUGGGUGUCCAGGGUGGGCAGAAGGCCAGGGCAAGGGACAGUGAGGUGGGCUGGGAAUGAUACUGGUAACACAGCACCAGUGUGGCCAGUUCUGCUUGCCUGGGAAAAUGAGUUAUGUUCACACAGGUCUUUCUUCCGGCGUCGCUGAGAUCCCAUCUGUGUGCAGAUGGGGGGCCGUGCCUACGUACGAGGUGGUGUCAGCAGCAGAACUGGUAGUUACUGGCAAGUGCUGAAGAAGAAUUUUUAUUUUUUUUAACAGAGAAGGCGGAGUGGGGGGAUUCUUGUGUAACUCCUCUGAUGAAAGCUGUUUUGAGAGCAAAUUACUGUAGCCCAGCCAUGUAUCAAAUUGCCUUCAAGCACUGUUGUAGUACAGAUAUUGAUACAAGGCAAGAUUCAGCUGAUCAAUACACUGCAGAGAAACUGUGUGAACAAAACUGUAUUUCUGUUGAUCAUCAGACAGAAGAAUUGCAGAGUGAUUAAAUAUUCUUCCCUCUGUUCCAUAAAUAUAGUUAAAACUAAUUAGGUUCUUGAAAUACAGGCAGUUUUUUGGCUUGAAAGAAUGGGGUGAGUUUCAACUUGGCACAUUGUAGUUAAUUGGUUUCCAGCAAAUCUGAACUUGUUCACCAUCUGUUGAAAUGAGCUUGUUGUUUUAGAAUAGGGAGGAUAAAGUAAAUUUAAGAACAAUCAUUAACUCAGCAGAACCAAAAAAAUAAUUGAAUAUGUUUUAGAAUAAAACUUUUAAGUAAUAAUGCUGUGAGUUAAUGAUGUGAAAACAAAACAGGAUCUCAAAAUGGUCAUGUAAUGCAAUAGCAAUUAGUAUGUCCUUAGAGGCUGAAAAUGAAUUUUUUUUUUUUUUUUUUAUAAACACAGUCAACUAUAAACAUUAAGUUUUAACUUGCUACUAGCCCUAACCUUUCAUUAUGGAGUGGAUGACAAGAAGGGUCAGAUCACUGAUGAGCUUAACGGAAGUACCACAAACUGGUAAAUUUAAGCCCUGUGUUUCUCUUCAUUUUUAGGAACCUAAGCCUGCACUCAGGUGAGCACACACACCUUUUCCCCCCUUCCUUCUGAUUCUGCAUGAAUUAACUGGUCAUUGAAUAUGCUAACUCUGUGCAAUCCCACAGCUGUAAGGACAAACCUUGGUUCUUUGAGGUGAGCUAACAUGGUGACUGUUCCAUAGGAUGAGAAUGCAGUUGUCUAGAAAGAAGAUAUAAGAUGCUUUGUAUAUUUUGUCUGGUGGGACUCUUACUUCUUAGGAAAAAUCCAUGGGAUAAUAAAAUCUUUUACCUCUGA